AUGCCUUUGUGUCCAACCCCGGCGACUUUUCUGUUGGUGACUAUUGUUGUCGCCGCUGUUGGGGCCCUUCUGGAAGAGGACACCAACUUGCUCUUGCAGUAUGGACUUCGAGACACACUUCAGGUCCCUCACGCGGCGAAGUCACAUGAAGAGGCUCCCUGGCGCCCAUUUUGGCAUCGCCAACACUGGCGGUAUGGGGGGUAUGGCAAGACUCGCCAUAAUGCAGGCUACUACAGCCAAAGCAUCGAAUGCGGCUACCCCAUCCUGACGGACCAAAGCUACGAUGCUCACCUCUACUCCUACGUGGGUGGAACUUCAGCGACGGUCGAGCAGAUCACGGGGGUGCUCUCCUUCAGUCCAGCGACGGAUGAAAGGUUUACUGAGGCGAUCCUGUCAGGCCUUAGCAACGGAGCGGCUAACUUCAGCGACCAGCGAAUGCUCUGUGUGUGGAGCAGCAAAACGAUGCUCACAUGCACUGAGCACCACGAUGGCAGCGGCGAUUUCGCAACAAGCGUAGAGGCCCUUGCGUAUGUUUUCGCAGGAAUCGAAGCUGAUGUCGAGCAAAACACCACAUCCAAUGCAUCUCUGAAGAUCUUUGAAGCCGAGGAUGAGAAAUUUGUGAAUGGUCUCCUGCAGAAUAAGGGUGACUUCACCAGCUUUUUGACAGUGUCGCACUUCAAGCCCGGAUCUUGCGUACCGGCAGGUUUCGAGUUCUCGCCACCCGGCCGCGGGUCAAUUCUGCGAGUCGACGUGAGCUUCGAUAACGAAGCCCGGGUUGAAGUCGGCUAUGCCGGCGUCUCCGAUGAAUGGGCCGCCUCUGCAUCACAGUGGUUUCCCAACCUGGUCGGCCAGACCUUCGAUGUUCACUUGACCCUGUUCUAUCGUCGGCUGGACCUAAAGGAGCCCAACGCAACCGGUGUGGUGAACAUCACUGGCAUCCUCAGCUUUACGGAGCAGGUGAACUACGAAAACCAGCCGGAUAGCAGUGGACGGUUCGUGCUGGCAACUUAUUCUGAGCUAGUGGCUUCCCCAGCAAUUCUUUUCAUACCGGCGACACUCAGCGAGGUGUGUGCUUUCUCGGCGGACAAGAUGUCUCUGGUUUGUUCCAGGCCUGUGGACGCAUGGUGGGAGUAUGAGAAGUAUGAGAGCGCAGGCAACGCAAGCGUAGACAUGCUCGCCCGCAUUUACACGAUGAUCCAAACAGCCAUGGCCAGCGGUGAUGUAGGCGCUUCAGCUUCUACCCCUGAUACAAGUAACGCAUUCGGGGACACGGACAGGCAAGCGUUGGAAGAUGCAGUGGCCUCGGCCGCCGCUGAUGCAUUAGCAUUCGCCACGCCUGACGGGGCAGUCGCGCAGGCAAGCGUAACAGCGGAGGCUCUCGAUGAGUUUCUCGCCUCCGGCACUAAUGCUUCCGCCAGGGCUCUGGUGAGGGGUGAGGCAAUAGCUUUAUUCAUCAGGAGCUCCGCAGAGAUGAGUCGGCGCUUCACUGAAGUGAUGCGCUUGGACCGCUUCGAUUGCCCAGAGGUCCAGGAAGGAUGCCCUCCAUGGCGCAUCCUCUUUGCAAACCCAGGCCGUGGAUCCUUCUUGGGCCAGCCUGUGGAUUCUACAAUCGACGUGGUCUUAGAUGCUGUCUCUGUUGGCAGCGCUGUGCGCAGGUUUCAGCCUCCGGCUGAAGAGACAGAACAGACAGCUAACUUGACAUUGCCCCUGAACUGCAUCUGCUCCUCCGGGGCCUACCCCAGCUUUGCGCUUGCGGAGGAGCUCACAGUCACCCUGACACGAUUCAGGCGCUUGGAGAUUGCGGAAGCGGUGCCGGCAUCUGUUCAGGUAGAGAGGCUGGAUGCAAAAGUGCUGGGCCAAUUCAACGAGCAAGGACUUCUCGACAACACAGGUCGAUUUGUGUACCUCGAGCUCGCAGGCGAAGAUGAGGCCAAGGUAUCGCUGGCUGUUUGCGCAUAUGCAGCAGCUGGCAACACCUCGCUAGUAUGCGCGAGGACGAGCUUACUUUCUCUGGUGGCCACAGCCCGUGCACAAGUGGACAUUGCCACUGAUGUCUUCUUGGAUUCCCAGGAUUCUGGACGCACCACGAGCAUCUCUCAAGCUCUGUCCAGUGCCAUCGCAGCGAGCACGCUCCUCUUGGACAGCAAUGCGGAGUUCACACUGGAGUUGUCGGUUUCGGGCUGCGCGCCGAGUACAUGCGUAGUACAAGACGUUCAGUUCCUCCCUGCUGGCCGUGGCACACUGCUGGACUACAUUCCCACAGAUAUGUUCGGCCCCAAUGAGACAAUCGGUGUCGCAGAAGCAGUCGUGUCCAUUGGCAAUGCAAGUGUGGCCCAGUGA
Molecule: messenger RNA, 2340 nt
Organism: Symbiodinium sp. CCMP2592
Lineage: Eukaryota; Dinophyceae; Suessiales; Symbiodiniaceae
Source: the annotation of a GenBank genome assembly